AUGAACAAUAAUGAAGGCAGUGAUGGCGUAGAUAUUCAAAGGACGGUUGCACCGGUGCCAAGUAUGAUCCUGAAGCGAAGUCCUGUGCGCUUUCGUACAAUGACAAGCAGUUCUGCUCCAACGCCCCAGUUCAGCUUCAUUACAAUGCGCAAAACGUCACCUGGAUACAUUGCGUUAACUGCUGUACAUAGCAUAAAAGACUCCGAUCGAGUGGAGCUGGCCGAACAGCAAGAAGCUGCUCCUGAGCAUGUAUCUGUCGAAACUGGUGAAAGGCUGCCCUCUGGCGUUGAAGGAUCUACGACUGAAAUUCCUGAAAUUGAACCCAAACAAGUGCUGGAGAAUCGAACCCGAACGGGAUCUACUCCUCAUUUCCAAAAAAAAUGUGCUGUAAAAUUCCAAGCAAGACCAUACUCGAAACGGCCUGCCGAGUCCAAAGCGCCAUUCGAAAUUGAUGUUCCUGUGGAUUCCAUUGAGCUUUGUGCAACCCGCUGUUUCCAGGUUCGUGUUCAUGAUUUCGCAAAAUAAGU
Messenger RNA from Cylicostephanus goldi, 527 nucleotides. Lineage: Eukaryota; Metazoa; Nematoda; Chromadorea; Rhabditida; Strongylidae. The record is from the annotation of a GenBank genome assembly.